AUGAGUGGUGAAACCAUUAUCGCAUGUGCAUCCCCGACGGUGACUGUGUCGGGCUUGAGAAUACUGCAGACUGGUGGAGAUGGGUCCAAGCGCGGCAGGAACAGCGCAAGAUGCGUUGAAGUGUUUCAAGGAGACCUCACGCUGGAACGCUGCUCCGUCCAAAGCCAGGCAGGAAGCGGCGUGAUCGUUGCUGACUCGGGAGUGGCGACUCUACGGGAGUGUACUUUCCGUGGAUGCGGGAAAUGCGGCUUGCUGGUCUUUGACGGGGGGAGCUUGAAUUGCAGCGACAGUGUGGUGUCAGGCAACGGGCUUUAUGGCAUGGUCGUACAGAACGGCGGGUCAUCCGUGGUGGAGGGAAAUCGAUUCGGAGGCAACAAGCAUGCCGGCAUCCUCGUCCAUGGGAAAAACUCAGUCUGCUCGAUCCGCGCCAACGAUAUCUCGACUAACGGGGAGAUGGGAGUCGGCGUGCAGAGUGGAGCCGAGGUUCGAUUAGAGAGGAAUCGGAUCACAGGUAACAUGCAUGCCGGCCUCUUCGUGGAUGGAGAGGGAAGCAAAGCAUCUGUCAAGGACAGCGAGCUGCAGGAGAAUGGCGUGCGAGGCAUCGGAGUUCAGAGUGGAGCUGAAGUGCACGUGCAGGGGAGCAGAGUUAGCAACAACACGCAGGAAGGGCUCUUCGUGUCCGGUACAAGGUCCCGAGCGACCAUGCAAGACAACGACUUGAUGAGCAACGGAACCAAAGGGGUGGGGGUUCAGAGCUCGGCGAACGCGGUCUUGAUCUCCAACCGCAUCGUCAAGAACCUGGAGGAAGGAGUGUUCGUCUCGGACGGCGGCUCGCAAGCGACAAUCAGAGACUGCAACAUCAUAGAGAACGGCAUGAAGGGGGUGGGAGUGCAGUCUAGCGGCCAGGCAGACAUCGACGGGAAUUUGAUCCACAAGAACCACAGGGAAGGAGGGGUGGGCAUACAGGACGGUGCUGACGUGGCGGUGGAAGGAAAUCGGAUCACAGGGAACCAGUACGUGGGUGUGCACGUGUACGGAAACCGCUCGCGUGGGAUCGUGCGAGAGAAUGACAUCCGAGACAACAGCCUCGCCGCGGUGGUGACGGAGAACGGAGGUAUCGUUCAGUCGGCCGACAACCGCAUCGAUGGC
Guillardia theta CCMP2712 is the source of this 1149-nucleotide messenger RNA. RefSeq lists its product as hypothetical. The record is from RefSeq and is a predicted model, not a curated record. The annotation marks the transcript as partial. The transcript has 2 exons. NCBI's taxonomy places the organism in Eukaryota, Cryptophyceae, Pyrenomonadales, Geminigeraceae.